GAAUGUUUUGAACAAUACAAUAACGUUUUGUACCGAUACUAUCAUAAUGGAACUGGUAUACCAGGAAACGGUUAUGUACUAAUCGUUGAUGCAGCCCAAAGAGGACCAUGUUCAGGUUCAGGUCCAGCAGCAUACGCUGGACCAUGUCAUAUGGAUCCUGUAACUGAUAG
Molecule: messenger RNA, 170 nt
Organism: Trichobilharzia szidati
Lineage: Eukaryota; Metazoa; Platyhelminthes; Trematoda; Strigeidida; Schistosomatidae
Source: the annotation of a GenBank genome assembly